Molecule: messenger RNA, 468 nt
Organism: Akanthomyces muscarius
Lineage: Eukaryota; Fungi; Ascomycota; Sordariomycetes; Hypocreales; Cordycipitaceae
Exons: 3
Coding region: 1-468 (155 amino acids)
Biological process (GO): protein import into mitochondrial matrix
Cellular component (GO): TIM23 mitochondrial import inner membrane translocase complex; mitochondrial inner membrane
Molecular function (GO): transmembrane protein transporter activity
Source: RefSeq, a predicted model, not a curated record
AUGGCUAUGGACCACGGCCGAGACCCCUGCCCCUGGGUCAUCCUGAACGAUUUCGGCGGCGCCUUUUCCAUGGGUGCUGUCGGAGGAACCAUCUGGCACGGUAUCAAGGGCUUCCGCAACAGUCCCUAUGGCGAGCGACGAAUCGGCGCGCUGACGGCCAUCAAGAUGCGCGCGCCCGUCCUGGGCGGCAACUUUGGUGUCUGGGGUGGUCUCUUCAGCACAUUCGACUGCGCGGUCAAGGGCUACCGCCAGAAGGAGGAUCCCUGGAACGCAAUCACAGCCGGUUUUCUAACGGGUGGCUCGCUGGCCAUGCGUGGUGGCUUCAAGUCGGCGCGCAACGGUGCCAUUGGCUGCGCGGUUCUGUUGGCCGUCAUCGAGGGUGUCGGUAUCGCCUUCGGAAAGAUGAUGGCUGGCAACACCAAGCUGGAGGCUCCUCUACCUCCUCCUGAAAACGCCGCUAUCGCAUAA